AUGGCUACAGCGGAGCCCACCCCCACCACAGCAGGCGGCGCGACGCCGUCGACGGUGGACCAGAACAGAGCGACGACCACACCUAUCGAAGGACCACCAGCCGUUGCCCAAGACACCACCUCCCAAGUUACGACGGCUAGCCUUCCUCUGUACCAGGCGCCUCUGCCUGCAAAUGCCAUAUCGCAGGGUCUAUCGCAGGCAGAUAAGACUCUCGGAGUGUCCACUGCGCAUCAUCAACACCUCGACCCAUCUAUUCAGCCAACUCAAGCAGAAGGCUCCAAAUCGCCAACCACACCGACGACCCAAGCAGCAGAUAGCUCGACGAGAGCGACAUCUGUUGAAGUCGAUACCUCCAAGCCCAAGGACUUUGAAGGCGAAAUUGAGACCAAUAACGAGAUCCCCUCGACUGAGCUGAUCAGAAAAGUCGAAAACUACGUGCUUCUCGAUCGCCAUGGCAAAACGCACACCUUCAAGAGUUUGCACAGUGGUCGGAAUGUGGCACGCCGCAUGCUGUUCAUUUUCGUCCGACAUUUCUUCUGUGGCAAUUGCCAGGAGUUUCUUCGCGCUGUCUCCGAGUCCAUCACCACCGAGUCGCUUCUCCGAUUGCCUGUCAGUACCUUCAUCACCGUCAUUGGCUGUGGUGACCCAGGUCUGAUUCAGAUGUACGCGGAAACAACAAAUUGUCCAUUCCCAAUCUACACCGACCCGACCCGCAGUCUUUAUAAGAAGUUUGCAAUGACGCGAACGUGGGACCUGGGAUCGAAGCCCGCUUACAUGAAGAAGAGCAUUCUAAAGUCUGCAGGUUCCUCCAUUGUCCAAGGCCUAAAGCAGGUGACCACAGGCCUGGCGACCAAGAGCGGCGACUUCCAGCAGGUUGGUGGCGAGUUUCUCUUCGAACCCAUGGAUCUCAUGACCCCAGUCACGACACCGCAAGCCGAAGAGGUUGAUCGGACACUUGGCGAUACCAUCACCGCACAUGACACGCAGAGGCCGUCCGGCUCAGUCCAUGAUGACGGUGGCGACGUUCAGUACAGUACCGAGGAGAAGCGCAUCACUUGGUGCCACCGAAUGCGCUCGACGCGCGACCAUGCCGAGGUCCCCGAGCUCAUGGAGGUUUUGGGUCUGACAGGCAAUGGGAAGCCUAUUGAUGAUUCGCGGCGCUGGACCAAAGCGUUGCAAGAGCGCAAAGGUACAGGUCUCAGCUUGGCCAGUCAGAUGAGCCAGCUGAGUGGGCGUUAG
Messenger RNA from Verticillium alfalfae VaMs.102, 1239 nucleotides. RefSeq lists its product as hypothetical. NCBI's taxonomy places the organism in Eukaryota, Fungi, Ascomycota, Sordariomycetes, Glomerellales, Plectosphaerellaceae. Bases 1 to 1239 code for a protein of 412 amino acids. The record is from RefSeq and is a predicted model, not a curated record. The transcript has 2 exons.